GGUUAAUAGGUGUUGGCGGUCGUCGCACGUGUGGUGUCAUGAGUGCAGGGCCGGUAUAAGAGAGUAAAACGUUUUCGUUUGAGCGGCAUAGUACCUAUAUCGGCUGUUAAUAAUCUUUAAGCGUUCUUUCCACUUAGGAUCGAGAUGGCCUCGACGAUUGUGCGGAGGAUUAGUUCGCCGUUGGCUAAACUCAUAACAAGCUCCAAGCCGGCAAUGAAAUGUGCGAUUUCUGCGGGCCAAAUCCGCUGUCUGUCUGUACCAAACAGAAGAAUUCUGACGUGUUCAAUGUUCAGAAACAAUAUGUGAGGUGCUUACAAAGUUCAGGCGACAAGGAGCUCCUGGAUUUUCUCGGUGAGGAGAUCGUUGCAGAGACCAAGCAAGGGAAGUCCGACAAGCUACCGUCCCGCAUCGGAGAAUUUGACGUCAAGCUGGACCAGGCAGAAGUCACGCUGACAAGGCAGCACAACAAUGAAACCGUCACCGUUACGCUGAACGUCAACCACUCGGUGGACUCGGACCCAGAGUCUGAAGACCUGACCGAGAGUCAGGGCAGCGAGCAGCUGAAAGCGCGACCCACCUUCAACGUCGACCUCCAGAAGAAAGGGCGUACAGUCAGCUUCACCUGCUCCUACACAGACGGAGGCGUUGUUGAACAGCAAGGCGAACAGUACAAUGACAGCUUUUCGAUCGACGAAGUGGUGAUGUUCGAAGGCGAACACCACGAAAAGAACUUCUCUGUGUCUGGGGAGAUCCUAGAUGGGGUACUGUACGACUUGUUAAUGAACAUGCUGGAGGAACGUGGUGUCAGCAACGAGUUCGCCCAGAAGCUGUCCGACUUCUGCACCGAGUACGAGCACAAGUGCUAUAUCGCUCUGCUUGAGGGAAUGCGCGGCUUCGUCAGGGACUAGUAGUUCUGCUCGAUGGAUGGCGUACCAUUUCACGCAGGUGGUGACGAUGCGUGGUUGCAACUUGCGCGGCUACCGCCAGCUUUGAACGCUGUAUGGUGUCAUUAAGCGACCAGCUCUUGUCUUUUGGAAAAUAUAUACACACCUAAAUGGAA
Molecule: messenger RNA, 1060 nt
Organism: Pollicipes pollicipes
Lineage: Eukaryota; Metazoa; Arthropoda; Thecostraca; Pollicipedomorpha; Pollicipedidae
Gene: P32
Product: complement C1q binding protein P32
Exons: 5
Coding region: 219-908 (229 amino acids)
Biological process (GO): cytosolic ribosome assembly
Cellular component (GO): mitochondrial matrix
Source: RefSeq, a predicted model, not a curated record